This is a messenger RNA of Hirsutella rhossiliensis, 1329 nucleotides long. Its product is annotated as ubiquitin-conjugating enzyme domain-containing protein. Bases 1 to 1329 code for a protein of 442 amino acids. NCBI's taxonomy places the organism in Eukaryota, Fungi, Ascomycota, Sordariomycetes, Hypocreales, Ophiocordycipitaceae. The record is from RefSeq and is a predicted model, not a curated record. The transcript is spliced from 9 exons.
AUGGAUCAGUCCAUCAUCCGCAUCUCCAAGGAGCUCAGCGAUAUCCAAAAGGGCUCGGAUCUCGCCAUAGCCGUGGCCUGCCGCGACAUCGACGUCCGCAAUGUCAAGGCCCUCAUCAUCGGCCCCCACGAGACGCCCUACGAGUUUGGCUUCUUCGAGUUUGCCGUCCGCUUCAACAAGGACUACCCGUCCAAGGCGCCCAGCGUGCAGUGCAUCACGACCAACGGGGGCCUGUGUCGGUUCAACCCCAACAUCUACGCUAACGGCAAAAUCUGCCUGUCGAUUCUCGGGACAUGGCGAGGGGAAAGGGGCGAGGAAUGGUCCUCGGCCCAGGGCCUGGAGUCCAUUCUCCUCUCGAUCCAAAGCCUGCUGUCUUCCAACCCGUACGAGAAUGAGCCCGGCUUCGAGGAUGCUAACGAGGAGUCGGACAAGAGGAUGCAAAAGGCCUACGUCCAAAAGAUCCGCCACGAGACGCUGCGCAUCUCUGUCAUCCAGCGCCUCGAGGGCUACCUGGGCCUAAGCCCGGACGGAUCCAACCUGAAGAAGGACGACGACCUGGACGAGUCGGAUGAUAACGAUGUCCCGUUUGAGCCGUUCAAGGACCUGAUCAAACAACGUUUCCUCUGGUACUACCAGUCGUACCUGGCCGCGAUAGAGAAGAGCAAGUCGGAGGUGCGGGAGCAGCAGCUCUUUGUCAGAAUGCCCUUUGAGGCACCCAGCAGCAACACGAUGGAUGGGCGAUUCAACUACCCGGACCUCGAGCGCAGGCUGAAGAACAUCAAGGCCGCCCUCGACGCAGAGACGAAGCAGUGGGUGGACGAGGGCCUCGCGGCAAUAGCCAAGGAGUCGACGGUGAGUGUCAAUUUGCAGCACCAGUUCGACCAGGUCUCGGCUUCUCUGAAGCGAGGCGACAUGCCGCACGUGGUGAACCUCGAACACGGCAACCCCUUUGUUUGGAUCCUGACGUAUUUCGGACGCCCCAUGACAAACCUCGACGGCGGACUCUUCCGGAUCAGGAUGAGCUUCAGCCCUCGGUUCCCCGACGAGCAGCCUCGGGUGAGGUUCGAGACCAAGAUCUUCCACCACCACGUGGCGGAAGAUGGCACCGCGUGCUACACGCCCAAUCCCCUCAAGAGAGAGGACAUCAAGUCCCACAUCGAGGCCGUCAUCGCGACGCUCGAGGAAGACGACCCGGCGUACGACCCGAGAAAGAUUGUCAACCCAGAGGCCACGCGCAUGUACUGGGCCGGGGGGCAAGCCGACAAGAAGCUGUACAACCGGCGUCUGCGCCGGUCGGUGCAGCAGAGCAUGGAGGACCUGCCGGAGUAG